GUAAUAAAACCCACAACUUAAAAAAGCUCGUCGUAUAAAUAUAAAAGCCAACUGCGCAGUUAAUUGCUAAAAGUAAAAGUAUUUUCGGAUAUUUUUUUUACCUGCUUCUAGAUUAAUUUUCGCGGUUUAUCAUAAGAAAUGGAUCUUUUAGCCAUCGUUGGUUUGAUAGUCGUGAUCUAUUUUCUUAUAUAUAUGAUAUGUCCUUGGUUUUUAGAGUGUGAUUUAAAUCUCGCCUUACACGAGAAAUUUGGAAAAUCCAUAAGAUCUUUAGAAGAAAAAGUAGUGUGGAUAACAGGAGCAUCGAGUGGAAUUGGAGAACAUCUUGCCUAUGUUUUAGCAGAUGCCGGUUGUAACUUAGUUCUAUCCGCACGAAGGAAAGAGGAACUAGAUAGAGUGAAGGCCAACUGCCUUCGAAGAAAUCUAAAUUUGAAUGACUCGCACAUCUUAGUAAUUCCUCUAGAUAUUUGCAAAAUUAGUAAUCAUGAAACAGCAUUUAAAGAAGUUAUCAGUAAACUUGGAAGGUUGGAUAUACUUGUAAAUAAUGCGGGUCGUUCUCAACGAGCGCAAUGGGAGCAAAUCGAACUCUCCGUCGAUAAAGAAAUGUUCGACUUAAAUGUGUUCUCGCAAAUUUCUUUAAGUAGAUUGGUGGGAAAAUAUUUUUUGGAAGUAGGAGCAGGUCACUUAGUAGUCACUUCCAGUUUUGCUGGUCUUGCGGCAGUGCCAUAUUCUGGAACUUAUUGUGCAACUAAGCAUGCGUUACACGGAUAUUUUAAGAGUUUUAUGAUUGAAAAGUUGGGUCAAAAUGUACCAGUCACUAUGAUAUGCCCAGGACCAGUACAAACUGAUUUCUUGUCCGUAGCGUAUACAGACAAAUUUGGAGAAACGUAUGGGGAAAAUACAAAAGUAAGCGUCAAAAAUAAAGUUAGCGUCGAACGAUGCGCUGUACUGAUGGGGAUUGCAAUAGCGAACCAACUUCCUGAAGUAUGGAUUUCCAAGCCAAUGGUGCUUCAACUAUUGUACCUGAAUAUUUAUUACCCAAAUAUAGGAACAUGGAUAUUUAAAGUAUUAGGACCAACAUUUUUGCAACGUUUGCGGGACGAUAAAGCAAAAAUUUAACAAGAACAUCGAAUAUUUCACAUUUGUCUUACUUUGUUUUACUCUGUUGUGUAUGUCGAUGAACCGAUUCUAACUUUGGAAAUUUCUUAUACAUCUUAUUUUGGGUAACUCUGUUGGAGAGAAGAAGUAAAAUAAAUUUUACAUAAAUAACA
Messenger RNA from Hylaeus volcanicus, 1268 nucleotides. RefSeq names its product dehydrogenase/reductase SDR family member 7. The transcript has 7 exons. The coding region runs from base 139 to 1116 and encodes 325 amino acids. Gene Ontology annotation, molecular function: oxidoreductase activity. Lineage: Eukaryota; Metazoa; Arthropoda; Insecta; Hymenoptera; Colletidae. The record is from RefSeq and is a predicted model, not a curated record.